UCUUUCCUUCUCACUUUGCGAUGUCUACUACAGUACUACUAUAUUCACCGUCAUCGGUCACCACUCCUGCCACCGGCCACUCCUGCGCCACUCGCCACUACGUCGUUCUCUCUCUUCAGGCGCGGUGUUUUUUUCCUCUCCAUUUCUGCAUCUGCGUGUUUGCUUCCGCCUCUUUGCUGCUCGCCACGUUGCAUCCCACUGCUCCAUCAUCUCUUCGAUGCUCGCGUCUACUGGAGAGCAUAGCUGCUGACGCUGAAACAGCCACCGGUUAUCCCUCUUCUAGUCCUCUUCCUUCUUCCCAUCAACUUGACUUCAGGAUGAAUAGCUUUAGUUCAACUCCUAUUGAAAAUAAUAAUGAGAUAGAACCAACUCAAGAUGAUGAGGGUCAAGCAAUUGAAGCACAUGUUCAAGGAACACAAGAAGAAGGACAAAAAGAAACACAAGAGGGAGGACAAAAAGCACAUGUUUAAAAUUUCGUUUUAUGGAUUAUGAUUUUUUAUUUUAUAUUUCUUGACUUGUAAGUUGUAAUCUUGGAUAAGAUAUGUAUGUUUGUGUGUUGUAAUAAUGUUUUGUGGUUUUUUUUAUAUUUUUUAAAAUUUUUUAUUUUAAUUUUCAUAUAAAUGUUCAAUAUAAAGAGAUGGGGAAUGAAGACCCACGAGAAACACGGGGACGCGGAGAAUGAAGAUGGGGCCAAUUAUCUCUCCAUGGUGGGGAUCGGAGCGAGGACGGGA
Messenger RNA from Arachis stenosperma, 731 nucleotides. RefSeq lists its product as uncharacterized. The transcript is spliced from 2 exons. The record is from RefSeq and is a predicted model, not a curated record. Bases 21 to 470 code for a protein of 149 amino acids. NCBI's taxonomy places the organism in Eukaryota, Viridiplantae, Streptophyta, Magnoliopsida, Fabales, Fabaceae.